This is a messenger RNA of Sorghum bicolor (sorghum), 1640 nucleotides long. RefSeq lists its product as uncharacterized. The transcript is spliced from 2 exons. Gene Ontology annotation, molecular function: phosphatidic acid binding. NCBI's taxonomy places the organism in Eukaryota, Viridiplantae, Streptophyta, Magnoliopsida, Poales, Poaceae. The record is from RefSeq and is a predicted model, not a curated record. Bases 169 to 1317 code for a protein of 382 amino acids.
UCUCCCCGGAUCCCAUCCAGUCCACGGAGCAACAAGGGGCCACCCACGCGGGCCUUCCCCUUCCGCCCACACUCCCAGAAGUCCACACCAAAUCCCCCCCGCAAACCCUCGAGGGAAGCUAGCCACUUGCCAUCUGAUCAACCAGCCAGCCGAUCUCAUCGAUCCGCCAUGGCGACCGCGUACUACGAGAGCUCCAGGCCCCGGGGCGGCCCCGCGGAGGAGGCGGACGACUUCGACGAGUUCGACCCCACGCCGUACGGCGGUGGGUACGACCUCGCCGUCACCUUCGGCCGCCCGCUGCCGCCGUCGGAGGAGACCUGCUACCCGUGCUCGGCGCCCUCCACCUCCUACGACGCGCCGCACUACUCCGCCUCCGAGCCGUCCCCGUACGGCCACCACGCCAAGCCUAAGCCCAACUACGGGUUCCGCCCCCAGCAGGAGCAGCAGCCGCCUUACGGCGGCGGUGGCGGCUACGGAUCCACGCCCGAGCCCCCUGCUGAGGAGGGCGGUGGCUAUGGAUCUGGCUACGGAUCCGGGUAUGGUAGGAAGCAGCAGGCGGAGGAGAGCUACGGCUCUGGGUACGGGAGGAAGCCGCCGCAGGCGGAGGAGAGCUACGGGUCCGGCGGGUACGGAUCUGGCUACGGCGGUCAGACCCGGCCGGAGGAGAGCUAUGGGUCAGCAGGGUAUGGAUCUGCCAAUCCGCCAGCUGAGAGCUACGGCUCUGGCUACGGGAGGAAGCCGCAGGUAGAUGAGAGCUACGGAUCGGAGUAUGGGUCUGGGUACGGCAGGAAGCCGCAGGUAGAGGAGAGCUACGGAUCGGAGUAUGGGUCUGGGUACGGCAGGAAGCCACAGGUGGAGGAGAGCUAUGGAUCAGGGUACGGCAGGAAGCCGCAGGUAGAGGAGAGCUAUGGAUCAGGAUACGGCAGCAGGCCGCAGGGUGGGGAGGAGUAUGGCAGUGGUGGGUAUGGGAGGAAUACUCAGGAGGAGUCCUCGGGGUAUGGCUAUGGCAGGAAGAAUGAGGAGCAGAGCUAUGGUGGUUCUGGAUAUGGGUAUGAGAAGAAGGCAUCUGAGGAGGAUGAAGGUGCCUAUGGCUCUGGUGGUUACCGGAAGCCAAAACCGUAUGGCGAGGAGACACAGGGUUCAUAUGGUUAUGGAGAGGAGCAGUCCAAGUAUCAGAGUGGUGGGUAUGAGAGGCCAAGCUAUGGUGGGGGAGAGGGGUACUAUGGCCGCAAGAAAGAUGAUGAUGACUCGGAUGAUGAGAAGAAGCAGCGUCAUCAGAAGCACCACCACCAUCGCCGCCACGACUAUGAUGAUUAAGCACCAGCGCCUUCUGCUGGGUGUGUUUGCAUAAAUAAAGAUGGGUGUACCUUCUGGACAUUGGACCAUCGUUGUGACGUUGCCUCCUCUGCAUUGUUACUGCUCAGUCGUGAGUGUGCUGUGUGUUUUCUGUGUUCAAAUCGUGACCAAAUAAGUACCGGCUGUAUCAUUUGUGAUGAACCAUCGCCCACGCCUGCUGAUGCCGAACAGAAUGUCUGAAUUCUACUUUGUACUUGUCCUUGUGGUGUUUCUUUCAGUGACCGGGACUUUGUUUGGCAUCAGGCACCACUCUUCUCGUACAUUUUCCUUUGCUGUUGCUAUCA